AUGCGACUUCACAAGGCGAUACCCAUCCCUAAAGGAUUGCUUUCUCCAAGUCCUUGUUCAUACUCGACGAAAACCAAAACCAGAACCAGAACCAGAACCAAAACCAAAACUCCGGUGCAGCAGCAUCGGUUCUACUCCACCCACCCGCCAGCGGCCCGUCUCAACAUCCCCACCGACUUCUCCACAACAUCCAUACUUAACCAUAGCGCCCAAUCGACUCUCCAGAAUCCCGAACUUCCUCCAGAUAUUCGAAAUGGUACUACGAAGCGGAUGAACUUGUUCCAGUCGAUAAAUGACGCUCUCAGUCUUGCUCUGGCAGCAGACGAGUCCGUGAUCCUGUUCGGCGAGGAUGUAGCCUUUGGAGGCGUGUUUCGUUGCUCUAUGGGCCUCGCAGAGAAUUUUGGUACUGAAAGGGUCUUCAACACACCGCUGAGUGAACAGGGGAUUGUGGGCUUUGGAAUUGGUGCUGCUGCUGAGGGAAUGAAGGCAGUCGCCGAGAUACAAUUUGCGGAUUAUGUCUACCCGGCAUUUGAUCAGUUGGUCAACGAGGCAGCGAAGUUCCGCUACAGAGAUGGCAUAGAAGGCCGGCAUUCUGGAGGUUUGACGGUUAGAAUGCCAUGCGGUGGUGUUGGUCAUGGAGCAUUAUACCAUUCCCAAUCACCGGAAAGCUUGUUUACACACAUCCCAGGUCUGCGGGUGAUUAUGCCUAGAUCUCCUGUUCAAGCGAAGGGGUUGCUUCUCUCAGCUAUCGCCAGUAAUGAUCCAUGUGUGUUUAUGGAGCCGAAAGCUUUGUAUCGAGCUGCAGUCGAGCAGGUCCCGACUGGAUCCUACUACCUUCCGCUUUCCAAGGCAGAGAUCCUGAAAGAAGGGUCCGAUUUGACGAUUGUAUCGUAUGGAAACCCGAUAUACACCUGUAGCGCUGCCAUUGAGAAGGCCGAGAAAGACCUUGGUAUUAGCAUUGAGCUGAUAGAUCUGAGAACCGUGUAUCCUUGGGACAAGGAGUGUGUUUUGAAGAGUGUUAGGAAGACUGGUAGGUGUAUGGUCGUUCAUGAGAGUAUGGUGAAUGCUGGUAUUGGAGCUGAGGUUGCUGCGAGUAUACAAGAGGAUAAGGAGACUUUCUUAAGACUAGAGGCUCCUGUUAUGAGAGUAGCGGGAUGGAGUGUGCAUAUGGCUUUGAUGUUCGAACGGUUUAACAUUCCAGAUGUUGCAAGAGUUUACGAUACUAUAAAACGGACUGUCGAGUAUUAA
Molecule: messenger RNA, 1248 nt
Organism: Drepanopeziza brunnea f. sp. 'multigermtubi' MB_m1
Lineage: Eukaryota; Fungi; Ascomycota; Leotiomycetes; Helotiales; Drepanopezizaceae
Biological process (GO): response to nutrient; branched-chain amino acid catabolic process
Molecular function (GO): catalytic activity
Source: RefSeq, a predicted model, not a curated record